AUGGUGUUGUUCAGCAUCUUCAUUAAUGGCCUGGAUGAUGGGGCAGAGUACACCUUAAGCAAAUUUGUAGAUGAUGAAAAUCACUGGGAGGAGUGGCAGAUGAGCCAGAGUGCUGUGGUGACAUGGAGAGGGACAUUGACAGGCUGGGAAAAGAGGAAUCCCAUGAAGUUCAACACAGGAAAUGCCAAGUCCUGUAUCUGGGGAUAUGUGAGGAUCUCACUGCUGAUUGGAUUCAUCAGCGUAAAUAAUUCUCCGUGGAGAGAUUACAGCGCGUACAGCUUCUUUCAGAUUGUCACCAUGUGUGACUUGGUUAUGAUUUUGUUCUUCUACAUUAUCUACAUUUUCAGAAUCUACAGGAAGCUCACUUGUGUUAGCUGGCCACUUGCGGAGUUUCUUCAUUACUUAAUUGGCACAAUUCUGCUUCUCAUUGGAUCGAUUGUAGCAGCAGCCAAGAGUUACAAUAUUACGGGACUUGUGGCUGGGGCGACUUUCGGGUUCCUGGCUACAAUACUCUGUGUUUUAAGCAUGUGGUCAUCCUACAAGGUUUCGUGCAUCACGCAGUCAACAAGUAAGUAUCAUGGUUAA
This is a messenger RNA of Acanthisitta chloris (rifleman), 585 nucleotides long. It is a transcript of the gene CMTM7, whose product is annotated as CKLF-like MARVEL transmembrane domain containing 7. The record is from RefSeq and is a predicted model, not a curated record. The transcript is spliced from 4 exons. Lineage: Eukaryota; Metazoa; Chordata; Aves; Passeriformes; Acanthisittidae. Bases 1 to 585 code for a protein of 194 amino acids. Gene Ontology annotation, cellular component: membrane.